Messenger RNA from Ophidiomyces ophidiicola, 378 nucleotides. RefSeq lists its product as uncharacterized. The coding region runs from base 1 to 378 and encodes 125 amino acids. Gene Ontology annotation, cellular component: mitochondrion; cytosol. The record is from RefSeq and is a predicted model, not a curated record. The transcript is spliced from 4 exons. Gene Ontology annotation, molecular function: deaminase activity. Lineage: Eukaryota; Fungi; Ascomycota; Eurotiomycetes; Onygenales; Onygenaceae.
AUGGCUGAUAUGUCUAAGGUCUUCACCCAGGACGCUUGCCCUCCCGCUGGCCCCUAUUCCCAAGCCAUCAAAGCCAACGGCCAAGUUUUUGUCUCUGGCCAGAUCCCCGCCAACAACAAAGGCGAGCUCCUUGAGGGUUCUAUCGCCGAGAAAACUGACCUAUGCUGCAAGAAUGUCGUUGCAGUCUUAACCGCCGCGGGAUCCUCCAUUGACAAGGUUGUCAAGGUCAACGUCUUCCUCGUUGAUAUGGGUGACUUUGCUGAGAUGAACGGUGUAUUUGAGAAGUACUUCGCUCACAAGCCUGCUCGUAGCUGUGUUGCCGUCCACCAGCUCCCUAAAGGCGUGCCUGUCGAGAUUGAGUGCAUUGCCUUGGCAUAG